ACACCCGCGGCCCAGUUCUCAGGCGUUGUUCCCCGGGAGCGCGGCGGCCGCGCGCUGCUGCUGCGAGAUGCACCUCUGUGCACGACAACAGCUGCCCAGUGCUCGUCGCUGCGUCGAAAAGUAGACCGAGUACGAGUACACACAGCGAUCAGUGGACGGACUGCACGUCGCUCGGUAUAAACAGAGAAGAGAAAAGCACAGCGCAGCAUGGGAAGCGACGAGGUGGAGCUUGCGAGGGUCCGGCUCUCCGACAUCCUGGCCAAGGCGCGGAAGCUCGAGCUGCCGGCCCAGGAGCUUCUGGCCAGCAGGCCCGCGAGGAAGCUGCUCGCGAGAACGAGCGGCGCUCUGGGACGCUGCGCUCUGCGGCUGGGAAUGCUCGUGCUCGUACUCGCCGGGAUCUACGUGUACGCGAGGUGGCCCACGCAGGAGGUCGAGACCGUCAGGACGGUGCUGAGGAGGACGUGCGGCUCCGAGGACAUAGCCGACCGGGUGGCCGCACUGGUGCAAUCGAGCAGCUCGACGGCGCAGGACGACUGCUAGUGCUGGCCCACGACUCCGAGCUACUGCGGCACUAGUCACUCGGAGCCCUAUCCUCGGCAUCAGCAGCAGCUAUUCUCCACGACGAUGCGCGUCGCUCGCUGAUGCGAUGCGUUAUUUUCCACGAGUUCUCGGUUCAGCCUAUUUGUUCGGCAGUAUUAUAUUGCGCGCGGGCGUUUCGCUGAUUAUGACUAUUAUACAAUGUUCAAAGGUCUUUCCUUUUUGUGAUCUCGAGCGUGGAAAUUUUUUCAUAUAGAGAAAUAUACAUAUUAUAUAAUCUAAGUGAGUACAAGCUACUUUUAAUACGAAAUUUUAUAUGAUAUGAAGUCUACCGUUUCGAGUCAGAUUUGUAUAAGCUUUAGUAAAGGUAUGAUUCUUUACGAGGAAACUCCUACUCGGUUACAUCGAUACGAUUCAACUGCCACCGAUUUUUGUUGGAAGAACUUAUGUACUGUACACCCUGAGUUGUUUGAUUGUUCGAAGGAGUUACGUGUAGUGCGAGUUGCAGCGCAAAAGUAGAGAGACUCGAAGUAUACGGUAUGAAUAAGAUAAUGUAUAAGGUAUUCGUAGGGGCGGCAAAGAUUUUUAACUAGCUGAUAAUUUCGAAAAUUUAUACACACGUACAUAAUAGCUACGUCCAGUAUAUAACGUUUUGAAGAGCGAAGCUUAGACUUAACAUAGAGUACCGAAACGCGUCCGCAGCUGUCUUGGAUUCAAAAGCUCGCAAGCUCUGCAAAAUCAAGACAGCGCGUCGCAGUCGUUUCGGCAAACCUUUUUCACACACUAACAAAGUAUACAUAUACAUAUAAUAACGCGUUAAAAAGUAACGCAUCACGAGGAAAAGAGCCGUUCGAACGCCCUCCGCGACUCAGCCAUAUAUAAUAUAUGAACGGAUCUCGGGGAAACUAUGCGGAUUUAAUAUUAUA
Nasonia vitripennis (jewel wasp) is the source of this 1463-nucleotide messenger RNA. RefSeq lists its product as uncharacterized. NCBI's taxonomy places the organism in Eukaryota, Metazoa, Arthropoda, Insecta, Hymenoptera, Pteromalidae. The record is from RefSeq and is a predicted model, not a curated record. Bases 208 to 540 code for a protein of 110 amino acids. The transcript is spliced from 2 exons.